Molecule: messenger RNA, 182 nt
Organism: Racocetra persica
Lineage: Eukaryota; Fungi; Glomeromycota; Glomeromycetes; Diversisporales; Gigasporaceae
Source: the annotation of a GenBank genome assembly
AAUCAUUAAAACCUCAUCACAAUUCAAAUAAGUAUCAAGUUUGGAAUUUUCUUUAUGCUUUUGUUCAAAAUAAUCCUGAAACUGCUUUUAUGUCAUCAAAUUUCUAUGAUUGGGUACUUACAAAAUUUGGUCCAGACGCGCAAAUCACAAAACUUUGUUUUGAAGACAUAUUAAAAGCUCGC